AUGGGUGACAAAAACAUGAAGCCCCCAGUGUGCCACAAUAACAUUUCUAUAAACAUGAAGAAGUUUUUAGCUCUCCUGGGGAGCCCGUCCCAGAGUUGGAAAAAUAAUCACGUGACCUGGGCUGUCCGCAGCAAUGAGGCCAACACGCUGUACAAUAUCCUGAUGGAAGAGCUGAUCCGACAAAAGGAAGCGUCCAUGCCAGGAAACCUGUCGGAGGAGGAAAAGAUGUUUCUCUUAUGUUUUCCCUUGCAGAAGUAUAAGCUGGAAAAGAGUAUCAGAGAACUUCACGCUAUUGCAGACCAAGUUGACGCGACCCAUAAGAUGCUCACCAAGACCAGCCUGGUGGCCAGCUCCUCAGGCACCAUCUCUGGAGUCAUGAGCCUCUUGGGUUUGGCCCUGGCCCCCGUGACAGUAGGGGGCAGUCUGAUGCUCUCAGAGGCUGGGCUGGGCCUGGGGGCAGCUGCUGCCACCAACAUGUUGACGAGUAUCUUAGAAAGUAGGAACAACUCGGCAGCCAGAGAAGCCAGCAGACUGGUGCCUAUGGAAACAACCAUGGUGUAUGAAGCUUUUGAAGAAAUAAGGAGGCCUGCAAUCCACGCUGCUUUGUCGCGUGUCGAUAGAGGUGUCAGGGUCAUCAAGAACGUUGAGGAGCUUCGGGCCCGCCAGAUGGCAGCCAACUCUGGCUUCAUGGCUAAGGUCAAUAAUUUCACGGCCACAAACCGUGUCCCCUUCUGGAGGGCGGGACAGCUACAGACUGCUGUUGAAGGCUCUGCUCUGUCCAUGACCAAAGGUGUCCGGCCGCUGGGUGCUGCUGGGGCUGGCUUCCUACUUGUGCAAGAUGUGAAAAGCCUGCUGCAGAGCUGGAAGCACCUGGAAGAGGGGGCAAGGGCAGAGACCGCCGAGGAACUGAGGACAGUCACCCUGCAGCCGGAGCAGGAGCUGAGCCAGCUCACCCAGCGCUACAGGCUGACCCUCCGGGGGCAGGGCUGGCGGGAGAGCCUGUCCCCAAAUCAGGAGGUAGGAAAGGGUACAAGAGGUGCGUAA
This is a messenger RNA of Leptonychotes weddellii (Weddell seal), 1044 nucleotides long. It is a transcript of the gene APOL5, whose product is annotated as apolipoprotein L5. The record is from RefSeq and is a predicted model, not a curated record. Gene Ontology annotation, biological process: lipoprotein metabolic process; lipid transport. Gene Ontology annotation, molecular function: lipid binding. NCBI's taxonomy places the organism in Eukaryota, Metazoa, Chordata, Mammalia, Carnivora, Phocidae. Gene Ontology annotation, cellular component: extracellular region; membrane.